Messenger RNA from Oldenlandia corymbosa var. corymbosa, 2289 nucleotides. The record is from the annotation of a GenBank genome assembly. Lineage: Eukaryota; Viridiplantae; Streptophyta; Magnoliopsida; Gentianales; Rubiaceae.
AUGGCGUUGUUGCCAGAUCUAGGGACCGAGAUCUUGAUUCCGGUGUGCGCUGUCAUCGGAAUCGUUUUCUCUCUAGUUCAAUGGAUGCUUGUCGCUCGCGUGAAGCUCUCCCCGGAGCGAAACGCCUCCAGCAAUUACAGUAAGAAUGGAUACAAUGAUUCCUUGAUUGAGGAAGAGGAAGGCAUCAACGAAGACAACGUCGUCGGCAAGUGCGCCGAAAUUCAGAACGCCAUCUCUGAGGGUGCAACUUCUUUCUUAUUUACGGAGUACCAGUAUGUUGGAGUUUUCAUGGUUGCUUUUGCAAUCAUUAUCUUCCUUUUCCUGGGCUCUGUGGAAGGCUUCAGUUUAAAGAGCCAGCCCUGCACAUACAGCCCCGAAAAGCUGUGCAAGCCAGCCCUUGCAACUGCUGUCUUUAGCACUGUAUCCUUUUUGCUUGGUGCCGUCACAUCAGUUGUUUCUGGUUUCCUUGGCAUGAAAAUUGCAACAUAUGCCAAUGCUCGGACAACCCUGGAAGCUAGAAAAGGUGUUGGGAAAGCUUUUAUUGUAGCAUUCCGAUCUGGAGCAGUUAUGGGGUUCCUCCUAGCUGCCAAUGGUCUGUUGGUGCUAUUUAUUACAAUCAAUCUCUUCAAGCUGUACUAUGGGGAUGAUUGGGAAGGCCUUUUUGAGUCCAUCACCGGUUAUGGUCUUGGUGGAUCAUCCAUGGCUCUCUUUGGAAGAGUUGGUGGAGGCAUAUACACCAAAGCAGCUGAUGUUGGCGCUGAUCUUGUAGGAAAGGUUGAGAGAAAUAUUCCUGAAGAUGACCCCAGAAAUCCUGCUGUGAUUGCUGACAACGUCGGUGACAAUGUCGGUGACAUUGCUGGGAUGGGCUCUGAUCUCUUUGGAUCAUAUGCAGAAUCUUCCUGUGCUGCUCUUGUCGUGGCAUCUAUUUCAUCUUUUGGAAUCAAUCAUGAUCUUACUGGAAUGCUUUAUCCCUUGCUUAUUAGUUCCAUUGGAAUUCUUGUGUGUUUGAUUACAACGCUUUUUGCCACUGAUUUCUUCGAAAUUAAGGCUGUCAAGGAGAUUGAACCAGCUUUGAAAAGGCAACUUAUCAUAUCCACUGCACUUAUGACGGUUGGAAUUGCGAUUGUUACCUGGACAUGUUUGCCAUCAUCAUUUACAAUUUUCAAUUUUGGUGCUCAAAAGGCUGUGAGCAACUGGCAACUGUUCUUGUGUGUUGCUGUUGGUCUCUGGGCUGGGCUUAUCAUAGGUUUUGUGACCGAGUACUACACCAGCAAUGCAUACAGCCCUGUGCAAGACGUGGCUGAUUCCUGCAGAACUGGAGCUGCUACAAAUGUUAUUUUUGGCCUUGCCUUGGGUUAUAAAUCAGUCAUCAUCCCAAUUUUUGCUAUCGCAGUUUGUAUUUAUGUCAGUUUCUCAUUUGCUGCAAUGUAUGGCAUUGCAUUAGCUGCCUUGGGUAUGUUGAGCACCAUUGCUACAGGGUUAGCCAUUGAUGCUUAUGGACCCAUCAGUGACAAUGCUGGAGGUAUUGCUGAGAUGGCUGGAAUGAGCCACAGAAUCCGCGAGAGAACUGAUGCUCUUGAUGCUGCUGGAAACACCACAGCUGCUAUUGGAAAGGGGUUUGCCAUUGGAUCUGCUGCCCUUGUAUCUUUGGCGCUCUUUGGUGCCUUUGUCAGUCGUGCUGGAAUUUCAAAAGUUGAUGUCUUGAGCCCUAAAGUCUUCAUUGGCUUAAUUGUUGGUGCCAUGCUCCCCUACUGGUUCUCUGCCAUGACAAUGAAGAGUGUUGGAAGUGCAGCUCUCAAGAUGGUUGAGGAAGUCCGCAGACAAUUUAAUACUAUUCCUGGUCUCAUGGAGGGCACAGCAAAGCCUGACUAUGCUACAUGUGUUAAGAUCUCUACUGAUGCUUCUAUUAAGGAAAUGAUCCCUCCUGGUGCACUCGUCAUGCUUACACCAUUGAUUGUUGGUACUCUUUUUGGCGUUGAGACCCUCUCAGGAGUUCUUGCCGGUGCUCUUGUUUCUGGUGUCCAGAUAGCAAUAUCGGCAUCAAACACUGGUGGUGCAUGGGACAAUGCCAAGAAAUAUAUUGAGGCUGGUGCUUCUGAGCAUGCAAGAAGCCUUGGUCCCAAGGGAUCCGACCCACACAAAGCAGCUGUUAUUGGGGAUACCAUUGGAGACCCACUGAAGGACACUUCUGGGCCAUCACUCAACAUCCUCAUCAAGCUGAUGGCUGUCGAGUCCCUUGUUUUUGCUCCUUUCUUUGCCACUCACGGUGGCCUCCUCUUCAAGAUAUGA